AUGACAAUACAUGUGCCCUACUUCUAUGAUUGUGUUAGAGAAGGUGGGCUUAUGGGGAUCUUUAUUGUAUUGUUCAUCACAUCAGAUGCUUUGGGUCACUUCGAAAACACAUCUAACGUAAAUCGGCUACCUAAUAAUUAUAAUUAUUCUACUACAGACAACAUUAUCAUUUUUCACGCAUUCAACGAAGAAGAAUACAAUGAAAGUGAAAUAGUUACCGACAUUCCAAUUGAUGGAACAAGAAACAACACAAAUAUAUCGCACUUGAAGAUAAAUUGGAACGAUUGGAAUCCGAAGCUUAAAUUUCCCGGCAUUAACUCGGAUAAACAAUAUAGAAUGGCAACUUUACACUUGAACAGAGGAAUAUUUAUUUUCGACUUUCUUCGAAAAUUUCUGUCAUUUAUUCAACCUUAUGACGUACCUGUUGACUUAUUAACCGAUGCAAUUGAAAACCGGUUAGAUACAUCAAAAUUGAUAUCCGAGUCCAUACGCCUAGAAGCAGUUCUGUUAGCAGUACUCGGCAUGUGUUGUAUUUUGUGCUGCAUAAUACCUGGAAUAGAACUUUGGCUUGCAUGCCGUCCUACAAGGGAGGAUUAUAAACCAACUCAACAUCCUAAGCUACUUGUAUUCUUCCUCACUUUUUUCUUCGGCCUUCUUGGAGCGAUUAUCAUUACGAUGAUCGUGUGUAACGAAACAGUCUCAAAAAGUGUAGAGAAAUUUCCCAUUGUAAUUGAAGCUGCUUUGCAAGAUCUAAACGACUACCACAGUAGUACAACUAUUCAACUGCGAAAAUGUUUGUCGAGAAGUUUGGAUGUGGCUAGCGAGGCAAUUCUGGCGGAUUUAGAUAAUAUAGAAGAAUUAUUAGGAAGACCAGUACAAACUGAAUUAGCCAGUGAAACAGGACUAGAUAUUGCAUUAGAUGCGCUCGUAGUUCUUGUAAAUGCUAGCCAUACAGUGUCAGAUAGUGUUGAAAAUUUGUUAAAAGAUGCUGAAAAUAUUCUCAGCUUUGGAAAACAAUUAAAUAUAGAACUUAGCGAUAUGCGUAGAAAUUUGAACACUGCGCUAGAUGCCUGUGCUGGCCAAGAUCGUCCUCUUUGCACCCUUAUCGAUUCCUCUAGCUUGCGAUUAACUUUGCGGAUGGAUCAGUUUGUGAAAGAUGAUCGUCUAUUACGUCUACGUGAUUUCAAACGACAAAAUUUAUCAGAAACUAUUCGCCAAUCUCGAGGAGAAUAUUUAUAUAUUCCACAAUAUAUUGCCAGGAAUAGUUUAGAAGUCCGAAAUCAAAUUCGACGCGAAGUCACUAAAAUGCGCGCUAGAAUUUUUGACGAAGCGCGAAACAUGGAAGCAAGCAAUUCUGAACUCAUUAAGCAGUUGGAGUCUGCAAGACGAUUAGUGGAUUAUGCCACACCGUAUAUAAUUAUUUUUGAACAUAUCAGAUGGCUUAUAGGUAUUGGUACUAUUUUAUGUGUCCUACUUAUCUGGUUGCUACUGUUUGGAGCCCUUUGUUGUGGUUGUGGUUCUUCUGAACAUAAAAUGCGACCUAUGCUUCUAUGUGGCGUUGUUGUGGCUUUUUUUUUUUUUGUUUUUAUGUUAAUCUGUCGUCCGCUUCACGAUCCAAAUUUCAUUAUAAUAGAAGCUAUCUUGGAGACGCGACUGUUCUUAGGGAAGAAAUUAAGUGUACCUUUGAAGGAUCUGUUCAAGAAAUGCCAAGACGGCGAGCCGGCUUAUCCUGUUUUUGGUUUAGGAAAUGCAAUGAAGUUAGAGCAACUUACUGCAUAUUGGACUUGGUCUAGCUUCUCUAGAAUUAUACUAAGACUGAAAGUCAAACUGAAGGAUUUAAAAAUAUUCACGCCUAAUUUGCAACGACAACUGCUGAAUCUUCUAUAUGCUUGUGGAUUGAAUUUAACAGAACACAGAAUUAUGAUCCAAGGACGAAUUUUAAGUAAAGAUUUGGAAGAUCUCUCAGAUCAAUUGGACAAAGUUACUCGGCAAAUGAGCGAUAGGAUGACAGCCAGAAGUUUGGAGACUAUUGUAUUAAACAUGCAAGAUCUAUAUCUAAAACGCGUGAAACCUGUAAUAAAAUUACAAGAUAUGCUGCUAUAUAAACUUGCUGGAUUAGAAUUGCAAAUACAGCCGCUUGAACGUCAAGUUAAUCAAUCGAUUUUUCAACUGAAGGCUGUUGAAUACUAUAUUCAGAAUCAAGCAGAUAAAAUUGCUCAGUUGAAAACAAAUAUGUAUGUCAACCGACUGAGUAAUUACCUGGAUCAAUGGAGAUCUCAUGUAUUAUCUGAAAUGGGAAAUGAAGUAGUGAAGUGCCGGCCACUUUGGGAUGUCCUAGAAGGAAUUAGAUAUUUAAUAUGUAAUCAUUUUUUAGGUAAUUUGAGUGGAUACUGGUUUUCCACAUUCUUGUGCACAGUUAUUAUGAUAGCCACUACACCAAUUGCUCAUGUUUUGUCUCUAGUAUAUAAAACGCCGUCGACUGUUUCUAAAAGUGCCAGUCAACUGCCAACAAGAUCAGAAGGCCCUCAAACUGAAGUUAACGAGGAGGAAACUUGGCAUACGCCCGAGUAA
Habropoda laboriosa is the source of this 2571-nucleotide messenger RNA. It is a transcript of the gene prom, whose product is annotated as prominin-1-A. Lineage: Eukaryota; Metazoa; Arthropoda; Insecta; Hymenoptera; Apidae. The transcript is spliced from 16 exons. The record is from RefSeq and is a predicted model, not a curated record. Gene Ontology annotation, cellular component: membrane. Bases 1 to 2571 code for a protein of 856 amino acids.